Zygotorulaspora mrakii is the source of this 1125-nucleotide messenger RNA. It is a transcript of the gene MAP1, whose product is annotated as methionine aminopeptidase MAP1. The transcript has a single exon. Lineage: Eukaryota; Fungi; Ascomycota; Saccharomycetes; Saccharomycetales; Saccharomycetaceae. The coding region runs from base 1 to 1125 and encodes 374 amino acids. Gene Ontology annotation, biological process: proteolysis. The record is from RefSeq and is a predicted model, not a curated record. Gene Ontology annotation, molecular function: metalloaminopeptidase activity.
AUGUCUGAAGUGAAUCAAGAGAAAAAGUAUUGUGCGGGUUUGCAAUGUGGCAAGGAGACAGAUUCGAAUCUGAAAUGCCCAGUUUGCCUGAAAGUCGGUAUCGAUUCGUCUUUUUGCGAUGAGAGCUGUUACAAGGACAACUAUAAAUCGCACAAGUCGAUUCACCCAAGUGAGGAUGACAAGUCGUAUGAUCCAUUCCCUAAAUACAAAUACACAGGGAACUUGAGGGCCUCAUAUCCGCUUACACCAAAAAGACCAAUCCCAGAGCAUAUAGAAAAACCAGAUUGGGCAGACAAUGGGAUGCCAAUACGCGAGCAGAGGAACGACAGACUGAAUAAGAUUCCAGUUUAUACCAAGGAGGAGAUCAAAAAAAUCAGGAAAGCAUGUAUGCUCGGCAGGGAGGUCUUAGAUAUUGCAAGCGCAGCUGUUAUACCAGGUGUCACUACAGACAAGUUGGACGAAAUCGUUCACAAUGCAACAAUCGAAAGAAACGCCUACCCAUCGCCCCUCAACUAUUACAAUUUCCCAAAAUCGCUGUGUACAUCAGUCAAUGAAGUGAUCUGUCAUGGCGUUCCUGACAAGACUGUUUUAAAAGAAGGUGAUAUUGUCAAUCUCGACGUUUCGUUGUACUUCCAGGGUUUCCAUGCCGAUUUGAACGAAACUUUUUACGUGGGCGAAAAGGUGUCAAAAGAAGCUAUCAACACCACUGAAACCGCAAGAGAAUGUUUAAAAAACGCUAUCAAGUUAUGUAAACCAGGUGCUACAUUUCAUGAGCUCGGUGAUUGUAUAGAGAAGCACGCUACUGAUAAUAAGUGUUCCGUGGUGAGAACUUACUGUGGUCACGGUGUCGGUAAGUAUUUCCAUUGUGCGCCAAGUAUUCCACAUUAUGCCAAGAAUAGAACACCCGGUGUUAUGAAACAGGGUAUGGUUUUCACGAUAGAACCUAUGAUCAACGAAGGCUCAUACAAGGAUGCCACAUGGCCUGAUGAUUGGACUGCAGUUACUAGAGAUGGCAAAUUAAGUGCUCAAUUUGAGCAUACUUUACUUGUAACAGAUUCAGGUGUCGAGAUAUUGACUGCUAGAAACAAAAAAUCACCAGGAGGACCGAGACAAAGAACCAAGUAA